AUGGGGCUUAAAUGCGGGGGACCGGGGGUAGAACACUUUCCCGAAGGGAAAACUUCCCCCUCCCAGGCUGAAGGGCCGGUGUCUCCCUCCCGGGAAGAGCAGUUCUCCCCCACCGCGGGACGAGAGGAGCCGGUCCCGGCCCGGGUCCGAGGAGGGGGCGAGACGGGCCGGGCGAGGAGGAGGUGGACCCAGGCCACGGACGCCGAGAGCCCGGAGGCAGUAAGGGGAAUUGGAAGGGGGAACCCCAAGCGAGGAGGGCGUCGGACCCACCCCCCCUCCUGCCCAAACCCAGCCCAGCCCCCCCGGGCGGCGGCGGCGGAGCAACAGCCACCGCCACCCCAACGGGACCCGGGAGCCGGUCCCACCAGGGGCCUCCGCCGCCCCCGCCCCCUCGGGCUCCCCUCUCCCCCUCCCUCCUCAGACAACCUCGCACCUCCCCACCCGCCGCCGCCGCCGCUGCCAGCUCUGCUCCCGACCCCCCCACACGCAACCCCAGCCCCGACGGGCACCCCCCCCUCCCCAGGGGACCCGGCGCGGAGCGGGAAGGGGACCGUUACCUUCCGCCCCACCGGAGGUGCCCCUGGCCCGGGGGUGUCGCUGAGCUCGGUCCCGGGAGGAGGUUUUCGGUACUUUGAAUAA
Dromiciops gliroides (monito del monte) is the source of this 639-nucleotide messenger RNA. RefSeq names its product basic salivary proline-rich protein 2-like. NCBI's taxonomy places the organism in Eukaryota, Metazoa, Chordata, Mammalia, Microbiotheria, Microbiotheriidae. The transcript has 2 exons. The record is from RefSeq and is a predicted model, not a curated record. The coding region runs from base 1 to 639 and encodes 212 amino acids.